Molecule: messenger RNA, 892 nt
Organism: Drosophila persimilis
Lineage: Eukaryota; Metazoa; Arthropoda; Insecta; Diptera; Drosophilidae
Exons: 1
Coding region: 16-741 (241 amino acids)
Source: RefSeq, a predicted model, not a curated record
GACAGAUACAUCAGAAUGCAGAUCCCUGCCGCUUGGACACUCGUGGGACUCUGCUGCCUGGUGGCAGUCACCUACUCCGCACAGCUGGCUCCCCUUCGAGCUGCCGCUGCUGCGCCCAGACCCGGGCCACCGCCCAGCACUCUGGCCCUAGAGCUGCGUAGCAUCUUCCGGCAGAUACCCAGGAAGCAGAUCGAGAAACUCGUGCAGGCCUACAUCCUCAACGACGAGGAGUUCCAGGGUGUCGUCAGGGACAUCAACUCCCUGCAGGCCUACCGUCUCAGUCGCCAGUUGGCGGCGCAGCCCGAGGUGCGGCAACUGCUGCAGUGGCUCUCCCAGCAGCUGAUUCUCUCGGGCAGCUCCCUGAAGAUCUUCGAGGACUUGGAGCUGGAGAUCAAGGUGAUCAACAAGUAUCCGCAGGCCUCGCAGUUGGUGAACGGCAUCCGCGGCUUCGAGCUGGAGUUCUUCCAGAUCUAUCCGCUGGAGCUCAUCCGUUCCCUGCUGGAGCCCAGUGCCACACAGUCGAGUCCCGCUCUGGCGGAGCUCUGGCGGCGUCUGGUGGCCCUGCUGCCUGCCUACGAGCGCGUGACUGGCUCUCCAACGGGAAAACUGUUUAUCCAGAAGCUGCAGACCCGAGGCGUGGCUGUCCAGGAUGUGGAUGCCCUUAUACGGUAUCAGUUUGGCUGGAGCAAUGCCACUCUGGGGGGAGCAGAUUAUCCCGGCUACGAUUAUCUGUACUACUAGAGAAAGUCCACAACUAGACUCCGAAAGACACCCCCUUUGUUUUUUGCUUGCCUAAAAGUCCGUGUAUUAUAUUCUUAUACCACUUAUAAUCAUUUAAUCACCACUAUAUUCUGUGUAAAAUACACUCUAAAUAUACCACCUUCCAAUGGAA